Suricata suricatta (meerkat) is the source of this 5818-nucleotide messenger RNA. It is a transcript of the gene ERMP1, whose product is annotated as endoplasmic reticulum metallopeptidase 1. The coding region runs from base 1 to 3135 and encodes 1044 amino acids. Gene Ontology annotation, molecular function: metalloexopeptidase activity. The record is from RefSeq and is a predicted model, not a curated record. The transcript is spliced from 18 exons. Lineage: Eukaryota; Metazoa; Chordata; Mammalia; Carnivora; Herpestidae. Gene Ontology annotation, biological process: proteolysis.
AUGGGGAGUUUUUCUCUGCUUGUCCUUGCUCAUUGGCUUCUGCUGCUUAGAAUCAGUAACUCUCCCUUCGAGGCUCAGGGAGGCCGGAUUCGCCUGGCAUGCCUUGUCAUCGUGGGUCUUUUGGUUCCUUCCAGGGAUUAUCUUGAACACAUCACAUCCAUUGGCCCCAGGACCACAGGAAGUCCCGAAAAUGAGAUCCUGACGGUCCGUUAUCUCUUGGAACAGAUUAAACUGAUUGAAGUUCAAAGCAGCAGCCUUCACAGGAUUUCAGUAGAUGUCCAGCGGCCCACCGGCUCCUUUAGCAUUGACUUCCUGGGAGGCUUUACAAGUUACUAUGACAACAUCACCAACGUCGUGGUGAAGCUGGAGCCCAGGGACGGGGCCCAGCAUGCUGUCCUGGCUAACUGUCAUUUUGACUCCGUGGCCAACUCCCCGGGUGCCAGCGAUGACGCGGUGAGCUGCUCCGUGCUGCUGGAAGUGCUCCGCGUGCUGUCCACGUCCUCGGACGCCCUGCGACACGCCGUCAUAUUUCUCUUCAAUGGUGCAGAGGAAAACGUCCUGCAAUCUCACAGUAAAGCGAGCCAGGGAAAACGGGGUUCAGAAAAUCAGGGAAGACUUUGUCAGCAUGGUACACGUUUACGGAAGAAACUCUGCCUCCGGCGCCGGCGCAGCUCAGCGGCGUGUUGUGGGAGCGCCCGCCGCGCUCCUGCGGGGGGUUUGGGGAGAGGAGUUCGCUCCGGGCUCCUGGGCCGUGUUUCCCUCGGGGGCCGGUGGCUGAUUCUGGUGCCACAGCAUACCACCGACCUCGAGGAGAAGCAAGCCCAGAAGCCAGGGGGUCACAGACUCCUGUUCUCUGGGGAACAGUACCCUGCCCCUUUGACUCUACCCCCAGAUGCCCAAUUUGCACUAAGUGAGCAGCCUGCACUCAGCGCUGAUGAGUGUGGGGGGGGCGGCUGCGUCCACGCCCAGGAGACUGCUUGGAUUGCCGGUGACCUCAACAGUGUCCCCUCUUCCGUCGUUACUUCUCCGCGCCCUGUGAGGUCAUUCCCGUCGGCACACGACGUGCCUUUCCUCUCCUCUUCAGGACUCCGCUUCCGACCUCCUUCACCCCCGACCUCUGCUCGCUCCUGUUCUUCUCCGUGGCAGAGUCCCUCAGGAGUGGGAUUCCGUGUCCUGCGGGGCCCUGGGAACACCCAGCAGGGCUCUGGUCGACGACCCAAACGCCCGCAGGCCCGCCUUGGGGGUGCUCCAGCAUCGCCGCGUGACCUUGUGCCCGCCCUCCCCUGUCCCGCAGGCCCCGAAAACCCGUGGCUGGUCCAGGCGUACGCUUCGGCCGCUAAGCACCCGUUUGCAUCCGUGGUGGCGCAGGAGGUUUUCCAGAGCGGAGUGGUCCCCUCGGACACCGACUUCCGCAUCUACCGCGACUUCGGGAACAUCCCAGGCAUUGACUUGGCUUUUAUUGAGAAUGGAUACAUUUAUCACACCAAGUAUGACACGGCGGACAGAAUUCUGACAGAUUCCAUUCAGAGAGCAGGUGACAACAUCUUAGCGGUUCUUAAAUAUCUAGCUACAUCUGAUAUGUUGCCGUCUUCUUCAAAGUAUCGCCAUGGAAACAUGGUCUUCUUCGACGUGCUCGGCCUGUUUGUCGUCGCCUACCCCUCCCGCGUCGGCUCCAUAGUUAACUACGCGGUGGUGCUGGCCGUCGUGUCCUACCUGGGCCAGAGACUGCUGCGGCCCCGUCACAAGACUGGCAGCUACGCGAAGGACUUCUUCUGUGGGCUCGCCAUCACCCUGGUCAGCUGGUUCACCAGCCUGGUCACCGUGCUCAUCAUAGCCGUGUUCGUCUCCCUCGUCGGGCGGUCCCUCUCGUGGUAUAACCACUUCUACGUGUCCGUCUGUCUGUACGGAACCGCGGCCGCGGCCAAAAUCAUCCUCAUCCACACCCUCGCCAAAAGGUUUCACUACGUGAACGCCAGCGACUGGUACCUGGGAGAAGUGUUCUUUGACAUCUCGCUGUGUGUGCACUGCGUUUCCCUCACGGCGCUCACGUACCAAGGGCUCUGCUCGGCGUUCAUCAGUGCCGUCUGGGUGGCGUUCCCCCUGCUCACCAAGCUGUGCCUGCACAAGGACUUUAAGCAGCACGGUGCCCAAGGAAAAUUUAUUGCCGUGUACCUCUCGGGGAUGUUUAUUCCUUAUCUUUACGCACUGUACCUCAUCUGGGCGGUGUUCGAGAUGUUUACCCCCAUCCUUGGGAGGAGUGGUACGGAAAUCCCGCCUGACGUUGUGCUGGCUUCCAUUUUGGCUGGUUGUACGAUGGUCCUGUCUUCCUAUUUUAUUAACUUCAUCUACCUAGCCAGAAGCACGACAAGAACCAUGCUGCUGCUGACUCUGGUGUGUGCCGCUACGCUUCUCCUCGUUUGCAGUGGGGCGUUUUUCCCAUACAGCUCGCAGCCCGCCAGCCCGAGGCCGAAGAGGGUGUUUCUGCAGCAUAUGACCAGAACGUUUCAUGACCUGGACGGGAACGUGGUCCAGCGGGACUCCGGAAUCUGGAUCAACGGGUUUGACUACACGGGGAUGGCUCACGUCACCCCUCACGUCCCGGAGAUCAACGACAGCAUCCGAGCUCACUGUGAGGAGAAGGCCCCGCUCUGCGGCUUCCCGUGGUACCUCCCGGUGCACUUCCUGAUCAGGAAAAACUGGUAUCUCCCUGCCCCAGAAGUUUCUCCAGGAAAUCCUGCUCACUUCAGACUCGUGUCCAAAGAACAGACACCCUGGGAUUCUAUUAAGCUGACGUUUGAAGCAACAGGACCGAGCCACAUGUCAUUCUACGUCCGCACCCACGAAGGAUCGACGCUCUCCCAGUGGUCUCUUGGCAAUGGCACCCCAGUCACAAGUAAAGGCGGGGACUACUUCGUAUUCUACUCGCACGGCCUCCAGGCUUCUGCAUGGAGGUUCUGGAUAGAAGUGCAGGUCUUGGAAGAACGGCCUGAAGGAAUGGUCACCGUGGCCCUGGCUGCCCACUACCUUUCAGGUGAGGAUAAGAGGUCCUCCCAGCUGGAUGCUCUGAGAGAGAAGUUCCCAGACUGGACGUUUCCCUCGGCCUGGGUGUGCACCUACAGUCUCUUUGUGUUUUAAUCUUCCGGACAAGCUCCAAGUCCAUGCCUGGUGGGAUACCCCGCACGCCGUGGUUUCUCCCUGCAUUCCGUGGAUGUUUGUGAUGUAAGUCAGUGGUUUUUCGUGAGCACAUGUUCGGAUUGUGAUGUAAGUCAGCGACUGUUCAGGGCUUAGUGGGCUGACAGUCCACUGCAGUGCUGGGGGUAGUGCUGCACAGCCUUUUUGACACUUGAAGACGCCAGGUUGCUGGCACUUAAGCACAUGUGGGUCCUCCCACCACACAUGGAAGUCAUUUUCUAUGACCUUAAGGAUAAAAGCCAACAGACCACUUCAGUAGUUACCCUUAGAAUCAUGGAAGGUGUAGAAGGCACCAUGAGCCCACUAUUCUCUAGACAUAGGACACUUCCAGUUGAAGCAGCAGACCGCAGCUCAGACGCCGUUCCCCGGCGUGAUGACUCCGCUGCGAUGGAACCCAGGGCGUAGAAGGCAGUUCCAGCGAGAGCUGGGGCCCCGCACGUCGGUCGUGCAGCCGGGGACUCGAGAACCGUUAUCGUGAUGCUUUCUGAGGCUGCUCUCGAGGCCCGGAACACCCUGUCCCGUCUGGUGGCAAGGAGCUGCAUUUCCCGCUGGGUUUUCGGAGGCUCUCUGGUCCAGAAGGUUGUGUGCAAGCACAUGGCCUCCAUUCCAUCCCCGGAGCAUGGAGCUGCCGUGGCCGGAAGAGCGCAUGGGGUGGGGAGGCUGGGCAUUUUAUAAGCACUCCCUUCUGUUUUCCAAGGUUCAUGCUUUAGGGGGUAACUGUAUUGAUGCACUGAGUCUUAGUCGGUCCAGAUAGUUGCGCAGCAGCUGUCCGGCACAGCCGGCCUUCCUGGGACUCAGGGCGGUGGCUCGUGCUGGAGCCAGGCCACUGCACCCCUACUGCUGGGACUGCGGCCCCACGCCAUGCCAGGCCUGGGACUUGGAGGUGCUUUUCAUUUAGAAGAUGGCUGUGCGGCUGCCGAGACGUGUCCAGCAGGGCCUCAUGCAGCGCCUCGGCUGUGGCCCUGCAGGGACUUGCUCAGAUGAGUAGUAAAUCCUGCUAGCUUUCCUUUACCCAUUAAGAAAUUGAAAGAGUUGGUCAGAUUCUGAGUUUAGCAAGCAUAGGCCAAAAAGAAUUUUAAAGAAAAGCCGUAGUGAAACAAAGCAAGCAUCCCUCCGCUGCUCCCGCACAGGGCACACCAAGUGUGGUUUGCAGGCCAGACUCUGGGGCCACAGGCGAGCCGUGUGCAGCAGCCUUCCUUGGUCGUGCUCCUCCUGCGCCUGGAGUCUGUGAUGCCCUGAACCCUGACGGACUGACCCCACCCGCCCCCAGCACUGCUGGCUGGUACUCGCGUGCAUCCUGGGCCUCGUUGAAACUGUGGAUUAGCCUUAGUGCUGCAAAAACCUGGCUCCUGGCCACAGCCCCUGGCCAAGCCAGGCAUCUGGCUGGUAGUGAAGGUCUCUAGUGUUGACAGCUUGUACAGAAGCAGCGCUGUGGACAGAAGGUUAGAGACAGUAAUAUCUCAAUGGAUUUCAAAAUACAUUAUUUUCUGUCCCUGUGGUUAAUCUGAGAUAGAUUAUAUGGGAAAAAACAAAAUCUCUUAUUGAGGAAGGACACUGUUACUUAGCAGUUCUAUUCCUUGUGGGAAGGAGGUUACUCCCUUUCAGUAAUAAUCAUGGUUCUCCUUUGGCCUUUAGGUUAUUUUCCUCCAUAAACAGUAUCUCUUGUUUUGGUUUUUAAGUCACUGGUCUCAGGCCAUGUUUUUAGUGCCAGAAAUGGUUAAAUAGUUACAGAUGAUACUCAAAGCUCUGUUCAGAAGCACACUGUCAGGUUGGUCAGUGGCCUCUGGAUUCAAGAACCUGCCCUCGUCCCCCUGUACCUGAUCAUUCAAAAGUUAUUUCUAAAAGGCUCUUUCCAAAUGCUAACCAACACAUUCUUUCCUGUACAAUUUCAAUGUAAGUAGCCCAGUACUGCACAUUCAGUGAAAAUGGGAAGAACUGUGAUUUGAAGAAAUGCUUAAACGUUACACUGUGCCUGCGUGAGGAAUGACCCCCUGCCUGCCAGAUAAGCACGAGAGGGGCUCUCGGAGGUGACCGCCCGAGGGGCCAUGGCCAGCUGCUAACUCAGGAAGCCGUAGGGCGAGGACAGUCUUCUCUUUUCACUGGUUUGCUGACUUGUUGAAAUUGUUGCCUUACAUUACUGAAAUAAACUUUUUAACAACAAACCAGUUAGUAUCUCUAACAGAAAAAAACAGAUCUUUGUUGUUUGUUCUGUGUCCCUAUCAUUGAAGGGUUAUUUCAAGUCUAAAGGGUCUAGAUAGCUCUAUGUGGGCAGAGAGCUCGACGUGGAAGUUUACUCCAAUCAGAAUGCAUUUUACCGUGGAAUGAAACUGUGUGUAUCUUGUUAAAUGUUGGGCUUCAGCAUAUUUUGCCAGUGAAAUGCCAAGAAAAUCCCUGAAGGAUGAGAAUCUAGAAGGAUAUGGGGGCGGGAAGAAGAAAGGGUCUUUCGGCCAGUGGCCCACUGCACACUCUUCUCUCUACCCAAGAAAAAGGAACCUGCCACUCCCUGGAAAGUUCUGUAGUUUGCUCAGUGAACUCCCUGGGAAACAGUUGAGUAUGCUCCCUCGUCAUACACCUUGCCUCCUUUUAUUUAGGGCCAAUAAAGCCAAAAUGCAUUUAGGCCUCUUUA